UGUCUUGCUUUCUGCUGCUACAAACAACACAGAACUCGAAGAGUUUCUAAGCUUAGGAAUUUGAGUCAAUUUUAUUUUAGCCUUUUUUUAAUAUUAAUUAUUAGUUAUGGACAUAUAGCUAAACUAUUGGCAUUUCAUCGAAUUUUAGAUAGGUUCACGCUCCUUAAUGAAUUUCGAACCUGAUAUUAAUUUAGGAAAUCAAAUAUGACACACAAGCAAUUGGUAUCCAUGCCACCAGAGAUUACGGAAAAUAAGAAUAUUGAUCUGGAAUCACCCAAUAACAUACGACGUCCUAGGACUAGUGAAGAUUUUUAUGAAUUUUGUACGACUGUAUUGAAUUACGAAAAUUAUGAGGCACUUGUUAAUGAGGAAAUUCAUAGUGAAUCAACUCCUAGUCCUCAGAGAGAUGGUUCUGAAAGCAGUAUCAACUCGGAACUGGCAAGUAGUAGUCAAAAGGAGAAAAAAAGUGAAGAUGAAGAUAGUGAAUCAUUUAAUUUGGUGACGUGUUUUUGUGGUAAACCAUUUGCUGGUCGUCCAAUGAUAGAAUGUCUGGAAUGCUUGACCUGGAUUCAUCUUUCUUGUGCUCGAAUCAAGAAAAACAAUAUUCCUGAAGUAUUUCUAUGUGCCAUGUGUAAAAAGAAAAGAUCUGCUUCUCCGAUUACACCACCUGACAAGAAACGUCCAAGAAAAACUUUGUAGGCGAAACCAGUGUAUAUAAGUGAUUUAAGAUUCUAUGUAUAAAUGUAAAUAAUUCUUUAUUUAGAUACAUCUGAUCCAAUGUUAAAUUUACAAAAUCGAUAUAUAAUUGUAUAUUUUGUUUUAUUACUUUAUAAUGUGAUUCGAAUUCAUUACUAAAAUGAAGUAAAAUUUCAA
Harmonia axyridis is the source of this 873-nucleotide messenger RNA. RefSeq names its product PHD finger protein 13-like. Lineage: Eukaryota; Metazoa; Arthropoda; Insecta; Coleoptera; Coccinellidae. The transcript has 5 exons. The coding region runs from base 205 to 699 and encodes 164 amino acids. The record is from RefSeq and is a predicted model, not a curated record.